Aspergillus ibericus CBS 121593 is the source of this 2966-nucleotide messenger RNA. It is a transcript of the gene fluG, whose product is annotated as extracellular developmental signal biosynthesis protein FluG. Gene Ontology annotation, molecular function: glutamine synthetase activity; hydrolase activity. Bases 308 to 2917 code for a protein of 869 amino acids. Lineage: Eukaryota; Fungi; Ascomycota; Eurotiomycetes; Eurotiales; Aspergillaceae. The record is from RefSeq and is a predicted model, not a curated record. The transcript is spliced from 3 exons.
CACGAGCUGCCUAUUCGGGUAAGCAUCGUCUACUUGCCCCUUCGCUCCAUCUCCUCCUCUUUAAUCUUCUUGUUCUCGCAGCUUUUUGCUUUCUUUCGUCCUGACUUGUUUUCUUUCUUGCUCCACGUUCGCUCUCCUCUUCCUUCUUCGUUUCUCCUCCUCUUCCUCCUCUCUUAUUCCCUUCUCCUUCUCUCAUUCCCGCCUAACCUUUUCAUUCGCCACCAGGCAGGUGCACGGUCAAUCCUGGCCGACGAUACGUGAUCCGCAAACGAUCGAUCGAUCGAACGGGCCAAUCAAUCAGCGCACCAUGGAUCCGCUCGCGUCCCUUCGUCGCCUCGUUCAAAUUCACCCUCUUAUCGACAACCACGCCCAUAAUCUCCUCGCGCAGCCCGCGGCCUGCAACUACGCGAAAUACCCCUUCGAACAGAUUACCUCGGAAGCUCAAGGCCCCGCCCUGCGCAAUGCUCCGUCAUCCCUGCCUCUCCAGCGCGCCGCCGCGCAGCUGGCAACCCUCUACAAUUGCCCAUCGGCCGAUUGGGACCGUGUGAAGGCGGCUCGCGAUCUAUAUGUCGAACGUGACUAUGAUGGCCUGAUCCGGCGGUGUCUGGAAGGAACUCAUAGUCUGCUCCUUGACGAUUUGCUUACGGACCAAGAUAUCGAGCCUUUUAGUUGGCAUGACCGUUUCACCACCGCUCCGACUAGACGGAUCGUGCGGAUUGAAGUUGUGGCCGCUCAAGUGCUUUCCUCCGUUCUGUCCGAAGGCUAUGAUCAGUCCACGAGUGACCCUACCAUCCUUCGACAGUAUAUGGGCCAGUUCCGGCAGGGAUUCUUGGAGAGAAUGGCUGAGGCUAUCGCGGACCCCGUGGUGGUAGGCUUCAAGUCUGUCAUCUGUUACCGCACCGGAUUAAACGUCCAAGUGGCCGAUGACAGCGAUGACAGUAUCCUUCUCGAGUCUUUCGCUCGGACGAUAUCACAAGGGUCCGGUUCCUCAUACCGUGUGGAGGACAAGCCGCUGAACGAUUGGCUGGUCAGGCAGGCCCUCAAUCAGCUUCAAUCUGCCAAGGAGAGUGAUCCCUCCGCACCCAACAAACCACUGCAGCUACAUACGGGGCUUGGUGAUAAUGAUAUAAACCUGAUACUAUCGAACCCGGCCUAUCUACAAGACUUGGUGGCCCGCUAUCCGAAGGUGGACUUUGUGCUCUUGCAUUCUUCCUAUCCGUACACCCGAGAGGCUGGCUAUCUCGCCUGCGUCUACCCCAACGUCUAUCUGGAUCUAGGAGAAGUGUUCCCCAUGGUGAGCCGCGAUGCUCAAGAAUCCAUCAUCCGGGAGAGUCUGGAGAUCGUGCCCACCACCCGUCUCUUGUGGAGCACCGACGGCCAUUUCUUCCCGGAGACGUUCUGGUUAGCAAACAAGCAGUUCCGCGAUGCGUUGGAGAAGGUUCUUGUGGAUUAUGUGCUCCACGGUGACCACACCAUCGAUCAGGCGAGACUGGCUGCUGCUGAUAUAUUAUUCAACAACUCCAAUCGCCUGUAUAGCUUGAACGAGAAGGCUUCCUACGAUGACAGGCUGGUUCCUGCCAUCAAAGCUCUAUCCGAACCAUCUUCACCCGACACAUUUGACAGCUUCAUGCAGAAGAACCCUGAUAUCAAGUACAUCUGGAUGCAGUUCAUUGACUACACCGCGACUACUCGCGUGCGUAUGUUCCCUGUCCGGGAGUUUGCCAAGAUUGCCCGCAAGCAACGCCGCAUUGGCAUCUGUCUGGCGACUUUCCUGAUGCUUCAGGAUGAUUCUGUCUGCCCAGAGGGUUCUACGACCGGCCAGUUCUACAUGGAACCGGACCUCUCCAGUCUCCGCCGUAAUGUUGGAAUCGACUCCAAGAGCGCCACUGUGAUGACAUGGUGGCGUUCAGAGGAGGGCGCGCAGCUGGAAGGGUGUCCACGAACCGCCCUGCAGAAUGUGGCGACUGAUUUGAAGGUCAAGCACGGAAUUGAAGUUCUCUGCGGGUUUGAAAUCGAGGUGAUACUGCUCAAGUGCAUCACCAACCCGGAUACCGGCGAGGAAGAGUUUGUUCCAUGCGUCAAGAACCACUCGUGGUCCCAAAUGACCCGGGACACCAGACGCAUGGUGCCACUGCUCGAGGAGAUUGUCGAGGCGCUUGCAUCGGUUGGCAUUGAUCUCGAACAGUUUCACGCCGAAUCGGCGCCCGGACAGUUUGAGUUUGUCUUGCCGCCAGGUUCACCCGUCGCGGCAGUGGAUACUCUCCUGAAGGCACGACAGGUCGUGACCUGUGUGGCUGAACAACACGGGUUCCGUGCAACCCUUCACCCUCGACCAUAUUCUCAUGCUGCAGGCUCAGCUUCACAUGCACAUGUCUCGAUAAACCCAGCCACUCAAGAAGAGAGUUUCUUGGCCGGUGUACUGCAGCACUUUCCGGCCUUAAUGGCCUUUACCCUCUCGGGCGAUGUCAGCUACGAACGCGUCCACUCGGGCCUUUGGGCUGGCAGCGAGUGGGUUGCCUGGGGAACUCAGAACCGUGAGACCCCCAUACGAAAGAUCUCUGCCGGACACUGGGAGAUCAAGUCACUGGAUGGUCUGGCCAAUAUGUACCUGGCGAUGGCGGCGUUUUUGGCUGCAGGAUCCUUGGGUGUUCAGGAGAACCAACCGCUGACCAUCCGCGACUGUUUAUAUGAUGCCGCAACCCUGAGCGACGCUGACCGCCGUGCCCUUGGCAUCACCACACAACUUCCCAAAACCCUGUCACAAAGUCUCGACCACCUGGCCGCCGACCAGGCUCUCCGGGAUGUGCUUGGUCACACUACGGCCGAGAAUUAUAUCACCGUCAAACGGGCUGAAAGCAAAAAGCUGAAUGCCAUGGAGGCCGAAGCGCGGCGGAAGUGGCUCGUCGAGCGAUAUUAAUUAGAUCUGUACAUAGAUAGAGUAACUAAUCCACGAUACCCUAUAGUCU